Messenger RNA from Camelina sativa (false flax), 1744 nucleotides. NCBI's taxonomy places the organism in Eukaryota, Viridiplantae, Streptophyta, Magnoliopsida, Brassicales, Brassicaceae. The record is from RefSeq and is a predicted model, not a curated record.
AUGGUUUCCUCAGAUUCUAUAUUUGCCUCUCUUGCACCGUACUUACUCUCAGCAUUGCUUCUAUACCUUCUGCUCGAGCAACUCUCUUAUCUUGUCAAGAAACGUAACCUCCCUGGCCCUCUCUUCGUCACUCCCAUCAUUGGAAACGUCGUUGCACUCCUCCGUGACCCGACUUCAUUCUGGAACAAGCAAUCCGAAAUGGCAAACACUCCUGUUGGCCUCUCCGCCAACUACCUCAUUGGAAAAUUCAUCAUCUACAUCAAAGACGCAGAGCUUUCCAAUAAAAUCUUCUCCAACAUUCGUCCUAAUGCUUUCCACCUUGUCGGACAUCCAUUUGGCAAGAAGCUUUUUGGUGAUUAUAGCCUUAUCUACAUGUUCGGAGAGGACCACAAAUCUGUUCGCCGUCAUUUAGCUCCUAACUUCACCCCCAAGGCACUCUCCAUCUAUUCUACCCUCCAACAAUUUGUUAUCCUCCGUCAUCUACGGCAGUGGGAGAAAAGUUUUUCCGGCAAGUCUAGGCCAGUGUCAUUGCGAGAACUCAUACGCGAACUAAACCUCGAGACUUCUCAAACGGUUUUCGUUGGACCAUACUUAGACAAGGAAGCUAGGAACAUGUUCCGUACUGAUUACAAUAUGUUCAAUCUCGGAACAAUGGCACUGCCAAUCAACCUCCCUGGCUUCACGUUCGGUGAGGCUCGCCAAGCAGUAAUUAGGCUAGCGGAUACACUUGCUGUUUGCACGGGAAAAUCAAAACUAAAGAUGGCGGCUGGGGAGGAGCCAACAUGCCUAAUCGAUUUCUGGAUGCAUUCGAUCAACCAGCAGAUUCGGCCGCCUCCACACUCGGAAGACAAAGAGAUAAGUUGUUUGCUCGUCGAUUUUUUGUUUGCCUCGCAAGACGCGUCCACAUCAUCACUCCUUUGGGCAGUGGUGCUUCUUGAGUCAGAGCCAGAAGUGGUAAGAAGAGUUAGGGAGGAAGUUGCAAGGAUUUGGUCGCCUGAGUCCAACGAGUUGAUAACACCGGAUCAGCUCGCGGAGAUGAAGUACACGCGGUCUGUGGCUCGUGAGGUCCUUAGAUACCGACCACCAGCAAGUAUGGUUCCACACGUUGCUGUUGGUGACUUCCCUCUCACGGAAUCGUACACAAUCCCUAAAGGUACGAUUGUUUUUCCUUCCGUUUUCGACGCCGCGUUUCAAGGGUUUACUGAACCAGACCGGUUUGAUCCUGACCGGUUUAGCGAGACAAGGAAAGAGGAUCAUGUGUUCAAACGCAAUUUCCUAAUUUUUGGAUCGGGCUCGCACCAGUGCGUUGGCCAGCGGUAUGCCCUGACCCACCUCGUACUCUUCAUUGCCAUGUUCACGUCCGUGUUUGAUUUUAAGAGGGUCCGAUUAGAUGACUGCGAUGAUAUUGUGUAUUGCCCCACGAUGUCCCCCAAGGACGGGUGCACGGUGUUCUUGAGACGACGAGGAGACGGUCACCCCGGUGUUUCAAUCGCCGGACAGAGGAGAAGACGAUGAGGAAAAAAAAUCUCUCGUGAAAUCGCCUGUUUGAUUUUUCAGAGAGAAGAAGAAAAGUAAAAAAUAAACGUCGAAUGAAAUAAAAAAAAUUAAACAUUUCUUUCGUUUACGAGCUGACACGUCAGCAGAAGAACACACAUGAAGAACAGAUCUUAAUUAAGAUCAUUUCAUCUAAUCUUGUGGGCACUAUUCACUAAAUUUUAAUUUUUAAAAGCCCAAGAUCAGGUGA